Messenger RNA from Rhinocladiella mackenziei CBS 650.93, 2031 nucleotides. RefSeq lists its product as uncharacterized. Gene Ontology annotation, molecular function: basic amino acid transmembrane transporter activity. Gene Ontology annotation, cellular component: fungal-type vacuole membrane. The record is from RefSeq and is a predicted model, not a curated record. Bases 1 to 2031 code for a protein of 676 amino acids. NCBI's taxonomy places the organism in Eukaryota, Fungi, Ascomycota, Eurotiomycetes, Chaetothyriales, Herpotrichiellaceae. Gene Ontology annotation, biological process: transmembrane transport; basic amino acid transport. The transcript is spliced from 3 exons.
AUGAUCAUAUAUACGUAUCGCAAAAUCAGAGCGUACCGCGCUCGGAAAGCUGCUGAAGCGGCAGCAGCAAGCACAACUUCCCCAACGUCUGAUCCGACCUCUACUCCUGCACCUCCUUCUGGUCCAGCUUCGAAAAAAGCAUGUCCACAAUGCUCACAAGAAAAAAGCACGGCUCGAACAUACAGGUGGAAGCUGUUACUCUGCCUCCAACCAGCCUUUUUGGUGGCUAGUCUUGACUUGACCAUCGUCGCGACGGCACUUCCCGAAAUAUCUUCGCAUUUUAACAAAUUCAACCAGCUCAACUGGAUCGUCACAGCAUUUACACUGACUUCGACCGCCUUCAUUCCCUUUUUUGGUCAACUCUCCGAUAUCUUUGGCCGACAUGCAAGCCUCCAAUGUGCAGUGGUCCUCCUGACCAUCGGAAGCGUUCUGUGCGCAGCGGCACCAGAUUGGGCCGUGCUCUUGCUGGGCCGAGCGCUACAGGGCGUUGGAACAGCGGGGAUUUCCAACGUCUCUCUGAUCGUCCUGGCAGAUUCGGUCCCCCUGAAAGAACAGGCCAUCAACACAAGCAUUUUUCAGUUGUUGAACGGCAUUGGAUACGCCGUCGGCCCUGUUAUAGGCGGCUACCUGACCGACACCAGCUGGCGAUAUUGCUUCGUUCUGGGAGCCGGCAUGUCGGUGAUCAGCAUCUUCACGAUCUUCCUCCUGCGCAAAGACCUCAAACCUGGCAACGUCUCGCUGUCUCGUCCUUCUGGAAACCAAACGCGCCUCCGGGCCUUCACCGCCGGUAUCGCAACUGUCGACAUCGGAGGCACCACACUCUUCGUCCUCGGCGUCGGUCUCGUCAUUCUGGGUACCGCCUGGGGUGGUUCGACAUACCCCUGGAGCUCGGGUGCCGUGAUCUCAACCCUCGUUCUUGGAGCAGUCCUGAUCCUCGCCUUCCUCGCGUACGAAACCCUUCUCGCACCCUCGCGACUGCUAAAUCGCAUCUUCCCCAGAACAGUGCCAAUGAUCCCUUCCUCUGUCCUGGCCGCUAAAGACGUCAGUCUCGUCUGCUUUAUUGGCGCCGCCACUGGUUCCGCCUUAUACUCCGUCUUCUACUUCAUCGGCAUCUACUUCACACUGGUUGAAGCCUACGAAGCAAGCGACGCCGGCACACAGCUCCUGUAUUACGUCCCCGGCAUUGGCGUCGGCGUGCUCGCCGCCAUCUUCGUGUGCAACGUUUGGCCGCGCCAGACGUUCUGGCCGCUGUUCGUGGGCGCGGUUGUGGAAACCGCGGGGAUCGCGACGCUCGCGUACGCAGUGAAAGUGCGCGACGAAACGCUCGUCAACGUGAUGAUGGCCAUUGCCGGCGCAGGCACCGGCAUACGCUUUAUGCCCUCGAGCUUACACCUGGCCGGCAUGUUCCGCGACUGCCUGGCGCCCGUGUUCAGUCUGCUGCGCUUCGCGAUGCCAUUUGGUGGCACCCUGGCCCUCACCGUCAUGGGUUCCGUCUUCCAAAACCAGAUGAGCCAGUACUUUGGGUCAAGCAGCGUCGAUAGGAGCAGCAACAACGGCACAUCAAGGCUCGACCUGCACAACCAAGCUUCGCUCGACGCUAUCAGUCAGCUACCGGCCGCAGAGCAAAAGGCAAUCCGCUUACAAGGCGCGACAGCGACAAUGUGGGCAUUCAUUUCCAUUAUACCGAUCCUCGGCCUCAGUGUGCUAGCAAGUCUUGCGCUAGGAAACGUGUGGAUCUCCAAGAAGAAGAGCUCGAGCUCCCCGGAGGAGAAAGGGGAGAAAUCCGGAGUCCGCGAAGACGGGCUCUGUCGACGCCAUGCAAGCAGCGACGUUGCAGCCGAAGAGGCCAACGAGGUCGAGUUUGUCGACUCGAGCUUCCUAAUCGCGUUGUUCACGGGCAACGUGCGGCAGUUGAAACAGUCUGGGGUCUCGGACAGGCCGGCUUCAGGAAAGGGUGCGCAUCUGCAGACGAAACUACAGGAGGCUAGCUUGUCCAGAGACACUGAUCGUCCAGUGGACACCACGGAAUGA